Molecule: messenger RNA, 524 nt
Organism: Phragmites australis (common reed)
Lineage: Eukaryota; Viridiplantae; Streptophyta; Magnoliopsida; Poales; Poaceae
Product: cyclin-dependent protein kinase inhibitor SMR4-like
Exons: 1
Coding region: 47-289 (80 amino acids)
Biological process (GO): regulation of DNA endoreduplication
Source: RefSeq, a predicted model, not a curated record
UUCAAAAAAAGGAAAGGAAAUUUCACCUCCCUCAGUAAAAUCCCCAAUGGAGAGCAGUGUAGAGGCGGCGGCGGUGGUGGCCGGUGGGUACGGCUGCGGCGGGUGGGAGACGCCGAAGCGGAAGGAGUGCCGCAUCCCGGCGACGCUGCCCUGCCCCGCGGCGCCGAGGAAGGCCGUGCCGGACUUCGGGAAGCGGCGCAGCCCACCCAAGAACGGCUACUUCCAGCCGCCGGACCUCGAGGCUCUCUUCGCACUCGCGCCGCGUCGCCAGGCCUCCUCCUGCGCGUGAUUAGGCGGCGUUGGCGGCGGCAGAGAAGAGCUCUGUUCUAGAUGAAUUUUGGGAGUUGUAGAUACUUUGCCGAUUUCUCCUCUGUUGUACUCUAGGGUUUAGUAGCGGGGUAGGGGUGGCGUAGGAGGGUUUUAGGGAGUAGUAGGUAGGUAGGCGGUGGAGGCAUGAGAUGAGAGCUCAUAAGCAUACUGUUUUGUAUUGGUUCUGAUGAUGAAAUCUUUACAAGUUCUUGGCA